Messenger RNA from Sardina pilchardus (European sardine), 2577 nucleotides. Its product is annotated as cytochrome P450 2M1-like. Gene Ontology annotation, cellular component: intracellular membrane-bounded organelle; cytoplasm. The record is from RefSeq and is a predicted model, not a curated record. The coding region runs from base 81 to 1583 and encodes 500 amino acids. Gene Ontology annotation, molecular function: iron ion binding; heme binding; oxidoreductase activity, acting on paired donors, with incorporation or reduction of molecular oxygen, reduced flavin or flavoprotein as one donor, and incorporation of one atom of oxygen. NCBI's taxonomy places the organism in Eukaryota, Metazoa, Chordata, Actinopteri, Clupeiformes, Clupeidae. Gene Ontology annotation, biological process: xenobiotic metabolic process. The transcript is spliced from 9 exons.
UAUACUGUAGGUAUAUCCUGUAGCCUACCUACCCUCUAUCGUCGACCAACUGUAGCUAACGUUACGACGUCGUCGUCGAGAUGGAUAUUCUCUCCGUACUUCAAGCGAACUUUCUCUCUCUGGUUUUGGGUGUUAUUGUUUUGGUGUUGUUCUGGAAGAAUCUAGGCAAACAGAGCAACUUUGGGAGAUUACCACCAGGCCCCCCUCCUGCACCAAUUGUUGGCAACUUGUUCCAAAUAGACUUAAAAGAACCAUAUCUGUAUUACCGGGAGCUUUGUAAGAAGUAUGGGUCUGUGUGCACUAUCUGGCUGGCCAACAAACCAGUGGUGAUCUUGUCAGGUUAUCAGACCCUCAAAGAUGCCCUCGUCACCCAGGGAGAAGAGUUCAGUGGGAGGGCUCAGUACCCCCUCCUGGUGAGGUCAACCAAUGGAUAUGGUGUGCUGGUCAGCAGUGGUCAUCGCUGGCGAGAGCUGCGUCGGUUCUCCAUCACGACGCUGAAGAACUUUGGGAUGGGGCGCAGGAGCGUAGAGGAGAGGGUGCAGGAGGAGGCCAGGAGUCUGGUGAAGGCCUUUGAUGAGUUCAACGGUGCGGUUUUCAACCCCAGAGAGCUGCUGUGCAAUGCGGUGUCCAAUGUCAUCUGCUCCAUAGUGUUUGGGCAGCGGUUCGAGUACAAGGACCCCGAGUUCCUGCUGCUCUAUGACACGGUCAACGCCUACUUUGAUGUGCUCAGCAGUCCCCUGGGCUCCCUCUACAACAUCUUUCCUAAAAUUGUUGGGUGCAUUCCUGGAAAGCACAAGGAUUUGUUUGCAUUGCUGAAGAAGGGGCAAGAUUAUGUGAAGAACCAGGCCGAGACACGACUGAAGCACCUGGAUGCCAACUCCACCCCACGUGACUACAUUGAAGCCUUCAUGAUUAAAAUGAUCCAGGAGAAGGACGUCCCAAAUAGUGAGUUCCAUUAUGACAACCUGCUGGGCAGUGUGUGGAACCUGUUUUCAGCUGGAACUGAGACAACCUCCUCAACUCUGAGACAAAUGUUACUGAUGAUGAUCAAACACCCACAAAUCCAAGCGCGUGUCCAAAAAGAGAUCGAUGAGGUGGUUGGACAGGACAGAAGCCCGUCCAUGGAAGACAGAUCUAAGAUGCCGUACACGGACGCCGUUAUUCAUGAGGUGCAGCGCCACAUGGACUUGGCACCAACCUCUGUGCCCCACAAGGUCACGGCUGACACAGAGUUCAAGAGCUACCACAUCCCCAAGGAUACUAUGGUUCUCCCUCUGCUCUCCUCGGUUCUCUCUGACCCCAAACUGUGGAAGAACCCAGAAAACUUUGAUCCCGAAAACUUCUUGGAUGAGGAGGGACAAUUUAAGAAGAAUGAUGCCUUCUUGGCUUUUGGAUUAGGGAAGCGUAUCUGCCUGGGUGAGGGUCUGGCCAGGAUGGAGCUCUUCCUCUUCACCUGCUCUCUUCUCCAGCGCUUCACCUUUGUGGGCACCAAACCCCCAGAGGAGAUCGACACCACCCCCAAGAGCUGUAGUUUUGGCCGGCUGCCUUGCGUCUACGACUGCUACGCCAAACUCAGGGUGUAGAUGAGAAACGCCCUGCGCUGCGAAAGUAGCCAGAUUGCAGGUCGUGUUUAGGCUGUUUCAAAACAGUGCAUUGUACAGUAGAACAAUGUUUCUAUUAGCAUGAGUGAGAGGAGACUGCCAGAAGAAGCCACAUUGCUCUUUAUCUAUAAGGGGUUGCAGUGCAAUGCUCACAUGCAAUGGUAGCUAUUGCUAUAUGCUAGGGUGACCAGACGUCCCCGGUUUCAGGGGACAGUCCCCGUUUUUGGAAAACUACUUGUGUCCCCGUUUUUUAAAGAUAAAACUUGUAUAUUUCAAUCUAUAUAAUAUAUAUAAUCAGAUUGAUAGUCAAACUAAAAAUGUCCCUGUUUUUUCCACAAUUUUGGGAUUAUGUCCCCGGUAUCGGACAUCUGGUCACUUCACUAUACGGCCAACUACGUUAAUCUCAACGCUCAAUAUCAAGCAUUUCAAUGGGUGUACUAGUGGCCUGAGUUGUAAAGGCUUUCAUACCGCACUCCAUAAUACCUGUAGAAUGAAAAUGUAGAAACUGACAAAAUUACAGUUACCAUUAAAUACGCCCCAAGUACAAAAAUGAAUUAACUCACAGAACUGUUGAUGUGGACGUUACCUAAUUGGGCUCUCAGUGCAGCUAGAUUCUCUCCAGGGCUCACCUGGAGAUGAGGCUGAUUAUAUUGUGUGACAUUUCAUUGCCCACUAACGGAGCAGUUGUUUAUGCACUUUAAAAAUGUCCAUUUACUCAUGCAUGUAGAUGAAUAAUUACGGAUAAUAUGCUUCUGUGUAGUACUUCUAGUUUGUCACAUCACUAGCCUUUAUAGUCAUAUCAUAUCCAAAGGGUUGAGUGAAUGAGACAGACUGACCUCUGCUUCUCAGCUAUCGUGUAGAACACUUUGGAGAAGUGCCUUUAAAUGUAAAAAAUUUUGUAUGUUGCUGUAUGUCAGUAAAUACUUGUUAUUUUGUUAGAUUUGUAUUAUCUUUAGGCGAGACACUACAGUUGAAU